CAACAUCCAAGGGGGUGGAGAGCAAGCUACUGGUUGGGGAUCACUGGGCUAGAAGCUCUCACCUUCUGACACACCAUGUUGGCCAGUUCAUUGUGCUUCGGCUCAAAUGAUCGGAACAGCAAGAAGCCAUGGCUCCUCACUGCUGUUCCAAUUGUUCAAGUGCUUUGUGCAUAUGAUUAAUCUCAACCAUAUCGUGUGGCCCCUCAUCUGUUUGGUUAGUAAGAGCACCUGGUUGACUUUAGGUAACAUUCUUCUACCUUAGCAAGAGUAAGCUAAGCAUUAGAGUAACCUCCUCAGGUGGCAGCUUGUAGAUGUGGGUUCCCAGCCGUAAAUGUUAUUCUUUGGGGAAUAGAGAUUAGGUGUUAUCAGUAUAUGCUUUUUAUGUGGUUUAUGGCUGAAGUUUUAACCUGGUUAUGUGCAUUGUAACACAGCAAUAGGGUGCCCACCUGAUGUGCCUUCAAUCCGUUCCAAACCCCUCUCCUUCCAAGCAAGGUGUGUGGAAAGUAAAGAUCGCUGAAGUUUUAGAGAGAUAAUUUGCAGUAUUCUAUUGCUCUUUUGGCUUUACAGGGGAAAUCCUCAUAAUUUCUGGCAUCGCUCUAGGUAUGAAAAAACCUAAGGAGUUUUUCCUGCUAUUUUAUGGCCCUGUUCUGUUGGCCAGACACCCUGCACCCUGUUAGGCCAUAUUGCUUCCUGGUUUCUUGCAAGCGAAUAAGAACAAAGAAAGCUGUGGGAGUUGAUAAAGUUGUGGUGGAUGAACUUGUGAGACAAAAUCCAUUGUUGGUCAAAAAUAAUAGUCUUUCAGAAACUGUUUUGGGCCUUCUAGAUUAAUCCUGGAGUUGUGUUGGAAAAUCUUGUGACUCCAUGUGAGAUCAACAUUUGAAUUAAGGCUGCACCUGAUUAAUCUGAAUCUAGGAGGUGCUAUUAAUACAGGUGAAAAACGAGAUGGGUGAGAAUACACCAAUGCUGUCUGAUGAUGAGCUGAUGUCUAUGUCUGUGCGGGAGUUAAACCACCACUUGCGUGGCCUAUCCAAGGAGGAAGUGGUACGGCUCAAACAGCGGAGAAGAACACUGAAGAAUCGAGGCUACGCUGCUAGCUGCAGGGUUAAGCGUGUCUCCCAGAAGGAGGAGUUAGAGAAGCAAAAGAAGGACCUGCAGCAAGAGGUGGAGAAGCUGGCUCAUGAGAAUUCCUCUAUCAAGCUGGAACUGGACGCACUGCGGGCCAAGUAUGAGGCUUUGCAAAACUUUGCUCACUCUGUGUCUCGAGGGCCCAUAACUCCAGCUAAAGUGGCCGCCACCAGCGUGAUCACCAUUGUCAAGUCCCAUGGAAACUCCUACUCCUAACAGAUGGGAUGUUGCUUUUGCUUCCCCAUCCUAUGUCACCUCAUUAAUUGCUACAAAGCCAUGCACCAGAUCUUAGCCAUCUCAGCCAUGAGUCACACAGGCGCUGGAAUGAGGCUAAUACAGCUUCCUUUGUAAAGCCUUCUUCUGCCAAUAUCAACCAGCAUUCCAUUCACCUGUGCGUAAAGGAUCUGUCCCAGAGUGCUUUACUUUACAGAUUGUCUAGGAUGUGGUUCUGGUUAUGCUUAUCCUGAAAACGAUGGGUUCUUAGUUUAAAACCUUAAUGCAUCAAUGCAAUGGAAGGUACCUUGACUUGCACGAGGCCUGAUCCUGUCCUCAUACAUAUUUUGGAAAUGUUUUGACGUGGAAAGCAUCACCCUGCUUUUUCUUAUUGAUACAGAGUUAAGUUAUUGAAAUAAUUAUACAUUUUAUUUUGUAGUUAAAAGGUUACACUUUGUGUAUGGUGUGUGGCAUCCUUUACUUUUGUACCGAGGAGACGUCUGUGCUACAUGCUGUGGUAAAAACUUUGUGACACGCGUGAGCCCAGAACGGCUCAACAUAUAGGAUAGGCGUGUGCAAUUUAGCUUGUGUUGCUUAGCGGUCCCAAGGAAGGAAGCCCAGAAGGAUUUGCUCUCUGACAAAUCUAACAUUGUUUACACACAACAGAUAUGGAGGUUAUGAUGCAAAGAAAUGUGAGGAGAAGGUGAUUAAAUUUAGAGAAGGGAAAUGGGAUGUUAAAGGCCCGCAUGCUUUAUGUGUGUGGUAUUUAUUGUGUGGCGAACACACACACAGGAGAAAUAGUAAGUUACAAGCUUGUUUCUACCAUGGCUGUUACACCAUGUGACUCAAAUCAAGCAAUGGGAUAGAAGGAUGUGGAAAUGGGUGUAGCCUGCAUAGCGAUAGAUACAGCCAGGCCAAGCGAGUAAUUGCAGUAGAUGGUUUGUGCCUUGGGCAAGCUAAAUAUAAGAAGGAACAUUCCUGCAUUUUAUUUAUUUAUAUAUAUAUAUAUGUGUGUAUAGAGGUGCAGCAGCUUGUGGGUUGCUUCUGGUGUUCAUGAGUUGCCAAUACCUUCCAGGAUAUUGAAUAAAUGAUUGUGAUUGCCAGACUGGGACAUACUUAGUAACAUAAAGUGCACCAGUCUGAAUUAACAGCCUUGCACUCUAGUGUGGGCAGAUCUUUCAGUAUGGAGGCUGCCUGUCUGAGGAGAGUCAGGCCUUUUUGCCAUGAUACAAAUGGAGAACAUCAACUCGGACAAAGUUCCUGCAGAAACAUUUAGCCAGGCUGCUCCACCUCAAGGGGCCAGAAACAGUGUCGCAUACAACGUAGUUCUGAUAAAGCUUAUUAGAUCCAUCUGAUAAAAUCAGUAGCACAAUAUGAAUAAAAUGUGACUGCGCUAAGGUUUUACUAAAGUAUUCUCUCGCUGCUGUAUAGCUUGUCUCACCACUGGUAUCUGACAUGGCACCAUCCAGUGGUCAGAGGUUAUUGACUAUGGGAUAUUGAGAUAUGCAGAGGGCUGCUCAGUACUGGCAAUAAGCUGCCAGUAUCUGCAUAGAGUUGGCUUAUUCCUAGGCAGACUAUAAAGCUCACACUGUGAAACCCAUAAAAGAAAGAGAACGCCUACCUCUAAACAGAGAAAUGCAAGGCAGCCAAUGGGAGUUGAGGCUUUUGAGAAGGUGAUCAGCUUCUCUUUAUAACGAAUCCUGAAGCUCGGAGAGAGAAACAUAGGUUAAAAGAAAGUCGAAAUGAAGGCGAGGAAUGUGAAGUUUAAAUGGAUAAGAGAAAUAAGGAAACAUAACCUUUCAGUAGAUGCAAUAGCACUUUUUGUAAGAAAACUGGAAAUCCUUAUGGGCUACAAAUCAAAACAUACCGAUCACAUUGGGACUGUUAAGUUUCACUUGCCAUUUUAACACGCUAGGCUGUGUGCUGGCACUCUCACUGUCGCAGAACUGCAACUCCGAGCAGACAACAAUUGUUAGAUACAAAGACUGUAUAUUGUUAAACAAUAUCAUGUUUAUUGGCUUUAAUCCGGGUCCCCUGUGCUGUUGUGGGAACCAGGGUGAAUACCCUCUCUAACCUGCCAGUGAGAGUUGUAGUUCACUAACAUGGGAAGCCUUUGCCUUUGCUUUUGAUGAAGCCAGCGGCUCAGCAGCCCAUGUUGAACUACAAAGAAAAUAAUCCAGUUGUCUCACAAAUUCAUUUUCCGACUGAAUGCUAAAGUGGCCAGUUAAGACAUAUGAUUUGUUCUGUGUGUUGUUAUUCACACCUUUCUGUUCCUUCUUUUUCCUCUAAAUAUUUAUCGCUGCUUACAAAUCAGUUUCCCAAGACACAAGAUGGAUGCUCGGUAUCCUUUUAUCCUCCAUCCACCUCAAUAUUCCCAGCUCUUUCCAUCUGCUUUAUGUUUAUUGCCAACGGAGAUGCCGCCUACGUCUCUAGCACCACAAGGGUUAACCUGCCCUGGCAUUUGCUUUCUGGAGGAAAACCUUAUUUAUGUUUGAGAAGUUUAUUUUUUUCAGUAUAUUUAUAUAUUAUUUUUAUUAUAAAGAUUAUAGGGAAGAGGGUGGGAAAUGCAUAUGGUAAAUGUACGUUUGUUGGAAAUAAAAUGUGGAAAUGGCUGCUCUUGACACAAAUCCUUGCGAUGUUGGUUAUAUUUAGAAUCAAGGGGCAGACUUACUAACCUGUAACACUUGGGGGGAUUAAAGGGUUAAAAUUUACAAAGCUGUUUUUGAGCAGUAGCCAUUUGUUAAAAAACAGAAAAUAGCUUUUUUUUUUAAAAAAAAAAAAAUUUAUUCAGUACUCCUCAUCAUUUUGGAGGAUUAAUGAUUCUACAGGGUGUUAGAUCUCAGUAGAGCAGCUGAACUCUAACACCCACCAUCUCCGAAUGGAGUCCAUUUGCUCAGAACAGACAGAGAUUCUGCUCAAUUGACUAGUUGAUCAAAGUAAUAACUUCUAAGAAUUCCUCCGGAUUCCCCUGUUAGUAAAGCUGCCCCUUAGUUUUGUUGGUUUUCAGAACAUAAAAGUUGAUAUGAUUUUGCUCCAACCCCAAAAUGUAUUAAAAAGAAAUGGUAUUUCCCACAGAAGUAUAUUACCUUGAUUUGACUCCCCCACAUAUUCCAGUGAUGUUUAUGAGUCUGCUGUGUAUCUGAAGCUGUUGCUGAAAUUGUCUCGUUGCAGCCCUUGUGUUGUAUUGGAGCUUAAAUGUGUCCGGCUUCCCUUGAGAAACCCGUCUCCAUAAUAUACACCUCCACUGCUUUGAUUUGGGUUUUAUCUGGCCUCUUGAAAUGUAGUAGAAGGUGCUAUAUUUUCCGUCUCUAUGCUUGGUGUAGGCAAUAUGAAAUAAUGGUGUCUAAUACAAGAAUAUUAACUGGAGACCACAGUCUGGAGGACAUAACUGAGCCUAAGCCACAAUUGGUAUUGGGCUUUUCUUCACCAUUCUCUGCCUUUGUUCUACUCUGUAGCUCAGCCCAUCUCCCACUCGUGAGCACAGUGAUGUUUACAAACCUGCAAGGGUGGCCUUAUGUGACCUACUACAUUUUAAGGUGGGGAAUAAAUCUAACUUCUAUGAAAUUUUUAGCACCUAGCUUUCAUACAUGAUAGGAACAGUUUCCCCAGUGCAUUAAGCCUUAUUUGUCCUUUGUACAAGGAUAGACAAGGAAAACACUCAUUUUAGACAAGUGAGGACUGGUCACCACUGUGGCAAGUGAAGACAUUUUCACAGUUCUGAAUUCAGCUCAAACACUU
Messenger RNA from Xenopus laevis (African clawed frog), 5076 nucleotides. It is a transcript of the gene maff.L, whose product is annotated as v-maf avian musculoaponeurotic fibrosarcoma oncogene homolog F L homeolog. NCBI's taxonomy places the organism in Eukaryota, Metazoa, Chordata, Amphibia, Anura, Pipidae. Gene Ontology annotation, biological process: regulation of epidermal cell differentiation; regulation of DNA-templated transcription; regulation of transcription by RNA polymerase II. The coding region runs from base 943 to 1341 and encodes 132 amino acids. Gene Ontology annotation, cellular component: nucleus. The record is from RefSeq and is a predicted model, not a curated record. Gene Ontology annotation, molecular function: RNA polymerase II cis-regulatory region sequence-specific DNA binding; DNA-binding transcription factor activity, RNA polymerase II-specific; DNA binding. The transcript is spliced from 2 exons.